Diceros bicornis minor is the source of this 951-nucleotide messenger RNA. RefSeq names its product olfactory receptor 5D13-like. Gene Ontology annotation, molecular function: olfactory receptor activity; G protein-coupled receptor activity; odorant binding. Gene Ontology annotation, cellular component: membrane. The record is from RefSeq and is a predicted model, not a curated record. The transcript has a single exon. The coding region runs from base 1 to 951 and encodes 316 amino acids. Gene Ontology annotation, biological process: G protein-coupled receptor signaling pathway; sensory perception of smell. Lineage: Eukaryota; Metazoa; Chordata; Mammalia; Perissodactyla; Rhinocerotidae.
AUGAUGUUAUCCAAAGGAAAUCAAAGUACCAUACCUACUUUUGUUCUCUUGGGUUUUUCAGAAUAUCCAGAUCUCCAGAUUCCACUCUUCUUGGUUUUCUUGUCUAUCUACACAGUCACUGCAGUGGGGAAUUUAGGCAUGAUAAUAAUCAUCAAGAUCAAUCCCAAACUCCAUUCGAUCAUGUACUUUUUUCUUACUUACUUGUCUUUUGUAGACUUCUGUUUUUCCACCACAGUUACGCCUAGACUGUUGGAGAACUUAAUUGUGGAAGACCGAACCAUCUCUUUCUCUGAUUGCAUUCUACAAUUUUGUUUUGCUUGCAUGUUUGGAGUAACAGAAACUUUCAUGUUAGCAGCGAUGGCCUAUGACCGUUUUGUGGCAGUUUGUAACCCCUUGCUCUAUACCACUACUAUGUCUCAGAAGCUUUGUGCGCUGCUGGUGGCUGGGUCUUACUCGUGGGGCAUAGUGUGUUCCCUGACACUCACAUGGUUUCUUCUUGCAUUAUCCUAUUGUGAGUCUAGCAUCAUAAAUAAUUUUAUAUGUGACCACUCUGUAAUUGUUUCUGUCUCCUGCUCAGACCCCUAUAUCAGCCAGAUGCUGUGUUUUAUUAUUGCCAUAUUCAACGAGGUGAGCAGCCUGAUGAUUAUUCUGACAUCCUAUAUACUCAUUUUUAUCACUAUUAUGAGUAUGCCUUCUGCAAGUGGGCGCCAGAAAACCUUCUCCACCUGUGCCUCCCACCUGACAGCCAUCACCAUCUUCCAUGGAACUAUUCUUUUCCUUUACUGUAUCGCUAAUCCUCAAACUUCUUGGCUCAUGGUUAAAGUGGCCUCUGUGUUUUACACAGUGGUGAUUCCCAUGCUGAAUCCUCUGAUCUACAGCCUUAGGAACAAAGAUGUGAAAGACACAUUCAGAAAAUUAGUUGUCACAAAAUUGCUUUUUCACUCACUUUAA